Molecule: messenger RNA, 969 nt
Organism: Sphaerulina musiva SO2202
Lineage: Eukaryota; Fungi; Ascomycota; Dothideomycetes; Mycosphaerellales; Mycosphaerellaceae
Exons: 2
Coding region: 1-969 (322 amino acids)
Biological process (GO): mitochondrion organization
Cellular component (GO): SAM complex
Source: RefSeq, a predicted model, not a curated record
AUGGCAGAUGGCCCCGUCCAGCCCCGAGCGAGCAUCUUCUCGCUGCCGCCGCCGGUAAAACGCGUGUUUGACCAGUUUCCGUUGCGAGAGUACGAGGCGAACGACCUGCCAUGGAGAGCGCCGAGGGCGGCGAGUGCACACAAGUUACACGUGUUCACGACUGAACAAGACGCGAAGCACGGCAGACCGAGCUAUAAUCCAAGUUGUCUGAAGUGGCAGACGUAUCUGCGCCUCAGUGGCAUCGAAUGCACUCUGGUAUCCUCCAACAAUCACGCCUCGCCGUCUGGCUCACUGCCGUUCCUCCAACCCGCCAUCGCUGACGGUACUCGGACUACACCCGAUCCAGUCCCAGCAAACAAGCUGAAGAAAUGGCUCACGAAACAGGCGCUCAACCGCGCACUGGACCUCUCGGACAUUCAUGAUACUCGUGCCGAUGCAUACCAAAGCCUCGUGGACAAUCGGCUGCGAAAAUGCUGGCUGUACCAACUGUAUCUCGCACCUCAGAAUGACGCCCUCAUGCAGCGGCUCUACGUGUAUCCUUGCUCGAAUAAUGCUCUUGUACGAUUUGCUACGACGCGACAACUGCGGGGCGCCGCAGAGGCAGAGCUGGUCAAGAGCGCAGGAACGAAUGUGGUGGACGCAGCAGUUUUGAUCAAGGAGGCAACAGAGGCAUUCGAGGCACUGUCUGCUCUUCUACAGCGAGACGAGUGGUUCUUUGGAGCCAAGGAACCCGGCCUGUUCGAUGCCAGCCUGUUCGCAUAUACACAGCUGAUCCUUGAUGAGGAAUUGGGAUGGAGAUACAACCCGUUGAAGGAGGCAUUGGAACAACAUGACAAGCUGGUCGAGCAUCGAGGGAGGAUACUGGGGAGCUUCUACAGCGAUCGAGAGGAGGAGGAGAAGAACGAGAGGCCAUCGGUGCAUACUCGUACCACAUCGACACUGGGCAAGAGGAAGACGCCGAAAGGUUAG